AUGCCAUUUAUGCUUGAAAUUGUUGCUUAAAUCUUUCCUAAAUUAACAUCUAAUACCUCUGAUAUCACUAAAAUUAAAAAUAAUUUUAUUAAAAAUUAUGUUAAAUUAAAGGAAUAAUCAUAUCUUAUUAAUAAACAUUCUUAAAAGUUAGAUUAAGGAUUUGAUCCUGAAUAUUAAUAAUUUUAGGCAGAAAAUUAUUGGAAAAAAUUAGAAAUGAAAUAAAUCUUUUAAAAUUAUUCACCAUUAAGUUAAAUUAAAAUUGAAAAACAAAUAUUAGUUAUUAAUGAAGAGAAUUUUGAUUUUGGAUAAGAUGUUUAUCUAAUUAAAUAAUCUUUAAAGAAUUAAAAUUACACUCCAUAUAGCUUCUAUUAAGCAUUCAUAGAUUAUUAUCAUCAUUAGUAAGUACAAAAACUUAAAAUGAUAGGGAAAUCUAUUGAUUAAGAAGUUUUCUUUUAAGAUUUACUCAAUUUCUCAUAAUCUCUUGCCUUAGAAUUAACAGAAAAUCAAUUAACAUAAGCCAAUUAUAAUAAAAAAAGUUGUGUAGAUUUUUCUAAUGAUGGAAGAAUUUCAUAAUAAGAAUGGAUUGAUAAAUACUUUGGUUAAUAAGGAAUUGCAAUUGAAUAAACUUAUCUUUUAAGAAAAUGUGCACUUCUUAAUCAAAAAGGGAAUACAAUCUCAUUUAUCCAUAAAUCAAUCUAAGAAUUUUAUGUAUCUAAAUACAUACUUGAUUUAUUAUAUAAAUUACCUACAAUAAAUUUAGAUGAUUUUAAUCUUUACAUAAAUGGAAAAUUAAGAGAUCAAUAAGAUGAAAAUGAAUUUAUAAUGAUGGAUAAAGAAUUGAGUAAUUUUGCAAAGGAGAAUAUAUAAAAAUUGAUAGACUAAAUUUUGAAAAUAAUUAAGUAUAGUAAAUUUAAUAGUCUUAAUUUUUCAGCAGAGUAAUAUUAAGGAAUGAUUCAUUUUUUAAAGGAUGAAUUGGGUGAUAAUAAGAAUUUAAAGGAGAUUUUAAUGAUAAUAAUAAAGUUAUCAUGUAUAGAGUAGAUAUAAUAAGAGGGAGGGAAUAGUUUUUUUAUAUUGAAUUAAAUUGGUGAGGUUUUCAAUAAUUAGAAUUUAGAAAAUAUAAAAAUAAAGAAUGCCAAUUUGAAUGGGGCAUAAUUUUAUAAUAGUAGUUUAUAAAAAUCUAGAUUUGAGAAUGUGAAUAUAAGUUAAUGCAAUUUUAAUAGAGCUUAAUUAUAAAAUUGUAAAUGGAUAAAUAUAAAUUCAAAUGAGCUUCCAACAUUAACAGGACAUAGUGAUUCAAUAUCAUAAGUAACAUUUUCUCCUGAUGGUUAAAGUUUGGCUUCAGGAAGUAGUGAUUUAACAAUAAGAAUGUGGGAUAUAAAAUCAGGAGAGGAGAUAAUGAAAUUAUCAGGUCAUACUAAAUGGAUAUGGUCAAUAGCAUAUUCUCCAGAUGGUUAAAUAUUAGUAUCUGGUAGUGGUGAUAAUUCUGUAAGAGUUUGGGAUGUUAGUUUUGGGUGUUAGAUAUAGAAAUUAGAUGGACAUAGUGGAUAAGUGUAUUAAGUAUAAUUUUCACCAAAUGGUUAAAUGAUUGCAUCUUGUAGCAGUGAUAAAUCAAUCAUAUUAUGGGAUUCUAAUUCUGGUUAAUAAAUAAAAAGAUUAGAUGGACAUGAUGAAUGGAUAAGAUCAAUAAGUUUUAGUUAAGUAGGUUAAUUAUUAGCAUCAGGUAGUAAUGAUUUAACAAUAAGAGUCUGGGAUUUAAAGUUUGGUGUAUAAAUAAUUAAAUUAAUAGGGCAUGAACAAUCAGUAUAAUCAGUAGUAUUUAGUCCAGAUGGUUAAAUAUUAGCAUCUGCAAGUGAAGAUAAAUCAAUAAGAUUAUGGGAUAUAAAAAAUGGUAAGGAAAUAUAAAAAUUAAUGGGACAUGAACAAUCAGUAUAAUCAAUUGUAUUUAGUCCAGAUGGCUAAAUAUUAGCAUCUGGUAGUUUAGAUACAACAGUUAGAAUUUGGGAUGUAAAAUCAGGAAAGAAUAUAUAAAGAUUAGAAGGACAUACUAAAAAAAUAAAUAGUGUUGCAUAUUCUCCUGAUGGAUCUAUUUUAGGAUCUGCAAGUGAUGAUUAAUCAUUAAGAUUAUGGGAUACAAGAUCUGGAAGAGAAAUGAAUAUGUUAGAAGGUCAUACAAGAUCAAUAAUUUCAGUAUCAUUUUCACCUGAUGGAUUAAGUUUUAUAUCUGGUGGUGAAGAUUAAUUAAUAAGAAUAUGGGAUUCAAAAUCAGGAAAAGAAUUAAAAAAAUUAGAUGGUCAUCUUGGUUGGGUAUUAUCAGUUACUUUUAAUAUAAAUGGAUAAUUUAUAGCUUCUGGUAGUAGUGAUAGUACUGUAAGAUUAUGGGAUGUAGAAUCAGGAAAAUAAAUAUUAAAAUUAGAUGAGCAUACUGAUUGUGUAUUCUCAGUUGCAUUUUCACCAAAUGAUGAAUUAUUAGCUUCAGGUAGUGAUGAUAGUUUUAUUAUAUUAUGGCAUAUAAAUACAGGAAAAGUAAUAUUUAAAUUAUAAGGACAUAAUGAUUCUGUAUAAUCAAUUGCCUUUUCUAUCGAUGGAUUGAAAUUAGCCUCUGGUAGUAGUGAUAAUUUAAUUAAAAUUUGGGAUACAAAAGUAGGAUAAGAAAUAUUAGAAUUAAAUGAAUGUUAAGGUUAAAUAAAAUGUGUUGUAUUUUCACCAGAUGGAUAAAUAUUAGCAUCAGCAGGAGAAGAUUAUAUUAUAUAAUUAUGGGAUUCAACAUCUGGAGAAAAUAUUAGGGGACUAGAAGGACAUACAAAUUCUAUUUAAUCUAUUACUUUUUAUCAUAAUUCUAAAGUACUUGCUUCAGGUAGCAUUGAUUGUUCUAUUAGAAUCUGGGAUUUAACAACUGGUAUAGAAAUGCAAAAAUUAGAUGGACAUGCUGAAUUUUUAAAUUCACUUGCAUUUUCACCAAAUGGAGAUAUUUUAGUAUCAGCAAGUGAAGAUAAUUCUAUAUUACUAUGGGAUACUAAAUCUAUUAAUGAAAUGUAAUUAAUAAAUUAAGAUGAUAUAUGGAUAUAUUCAAUAGCUUAAUCUAAUGAUUAAUAAUUAUUAGCAUUAGCCUGUUUAGAUUAUUCAAUUAAAUUAUGGGAUUUGAAAUAAGAAAAAGAAAAAUAAACAUUAAUUGGACAUUCUGAUUAUAUAGAAGUUAUAACAUUUGCACCUAAUAAUUAAAUUAUAGCAUCUGCAGGAAGAGAUAAAUCAAUUAGAUUAUGGAAUAUUAAAUCUAAAGAUGAUGUUUAAAUUCUAAUAGCUCAUACUGCUACUAUUUGGUCUCUUAGAUUCUCUAAUGAUUCUUUGAAAUUAGCCUCUGGAAGUAGUGAUACUACUAUAUCUAUUUGGUAUCUUAAGGAUGUCUAUUAAGAAAAAUUACUACUAAAAGGACACUCUGAAGCUAUAUAAUAAGUUAUCUUUACUCCUGAUGGAACAAUUUUAAUAUCCAUUUCUAAUGAUAAUACUAUUAGAUAAUGGAAUGUAGAUUCAGGAGUACAAGUUGAAUUAUUAGAAUUCAAUUUAGGAGUUGCUUGGGCUACAACCUUCUCUCCAGAUAAUCAAAUAUUAGCUAUUGUUAAUAAAAAUAAUACCAUAUUCCUAUAUUAUAUAUACAAAAAGUAAAUUAAACAAAUUGAAAACCAAUUUGAUUUAUUGCAUACUCUUGCCUUUACAUAUGAUUCAGAUUUUUUUAUUUCCAAAAAUUCUGAUUGCUCUAUAUUACUUAUAAAUAUCAAAUCUGGAUUUUAAACUUAAAAAUAUCAUGAAUAACCCACCAAUACAUCUUAAUUUCCUUUCUUAUAACAGUUUAAACCAUCUAAAACUUUAACAUUUUUAUUAAAAUCAUUAAAUAAUCGUAAAUCUAUUCAAUAGUUUACUUAAUCUUUUUAAUUUAACAAUAUUUCUUGGUCUAAUAUCAGAAUGAAACUUAUACCUAUUACAUGUUAUAAAGCCAUUGCUACUACUCACUUAAUCUAAGCUAAAUAAACAUGUAUUUUUAACUCAACUAUCAUCUCAAAUUUAAAAAUAGAUUUAAUUCCAUUAUUUAAAUAAAAAUAGGAACAAAAUAUCGUAUGA
Paramecium sonneborni is the source of this 4113-nucleotide messenger RNA. The record is from the annotation of a GenBank genome assembly. NCBI's taxonomy places the organism in Eukaryota, Ciliophora, Oligohymenophorea, Peniculida, Parameciidae.